This is a messenger RNA of Vitrella brassicaformis, 2637 nucleotides long. Lineage: Eukaryota; Vitrellaceae. The record is from the annotation of a GenBank genome assembly.
UCAUUGGGGUGCGAGCAUGGCGAAUUCGGCCAUGAGGGGGAGGUGGUCGGAUGGGAAGAGGGCAGAGGGGAGGGCCGUGUGCUGGCUGCACACAAUAACACACACACACACACACGCACACAGACAGACAGACAGUGGAUAGAUGGACCAGCUCUAUUUGUCGGACAUUGUGUGUGCAUCCGUGUGUGUGUAUCUGUGUGCGGCGUGGGGUGCUCACCUGAGUGCGUCCUCCUGUGGCAAUUUGAUGGCCUCGACGGCCACGAGGUCGGGCCCCUCGAAGAACAGAUAGUCGAGACACCCUGAAUGAAGACCAUGCACAUUUGUUACACACGUGUCAAGCUUGACACCCUCCGGUGGGGCCACCGGUGCAUAUCGCUUACCUUUGAAUGCCACCGUGUAAUUGGUGAACUGAGGCUCUUGGCCGAACACCUCUCUGUAAGCACUCCGAUAGGGCUGCACUUGCAACGAAGGCACCGCCUGCAUCGGGAUCUUGUGCCGACGGGUCACCUGGUUGACCAACACAACACAUACAGCAGAGAAAGGCUCCGUCUGCUGCUGCUGCUGCAUGAACCAGCCGAGUGACUCAAGUGGCUUACUCACCGGAUGGUCGGGAUGGUCCGCCCCCACCGUCCCCUGUGUCAGCAGCUGGUACACACCACUGUACAGCCGACCAACAUCCUCCGCACUCUCGCUCUCCACAGCAACACCAUCACCAUCACCAUCAGUCCGCCCUUUGUCUCCCUGCUGCUCGGUCGGCUCACUGCUGCCGGCGAUUUCAGCUGGCGGGUCGGCGGCAGACCGUGUGGUGCGCAUGGAGAAGCCCUGCACGUGGAAGGGCGAAGGGGGCGUGGGGCUGCCCGGCCGGGCCACAGCCACAGACGGAGGGCUCGAUGAGGGGGGAUGGGUCUCGGGGACCUGUUAGUGGACAAAACGUAGAUAGCUUCACACGGCAUGUGUGUGUGCGUGUGUGCGGGAGGAGCUUACGGGAGGGUGUCUGAGCGACUGGUUGAGCGUGCGUGAUCCGCUCUUGGCGGGCGCCUGAUACCGGGCGGCGAGAGAGGGCAGCUCGGGGUCAUACCGAUCGGCGUGAACCUGAUUGACGCACACACACACACACAGCAAUGGGGCAGGGUGCCGCUGAAUGCCUGUCUGUCGGUCGGUCUGUGUGUGUGUGUGUCGAUUUGCCUUGUAUGGGACCGAGUUGAAGUCGCCCGCCAGGAUGCAACCGCCCUGCGGCUGCUUCUCGGGACUGCUCUUGGCGAACUCCUCGCAAUACGCCGACACCUCCUGGUGGCUCGCACACACACGUUUGUCUGCCGGUGUGUCUGUCUGCCGGUGGUGUGAAUUCGACCCAUCUCCUACCUUUGCCAGGAUGUAGGCCUGUAGGAGCUUGAUGUCGGGGAAGAGAGGGUCCCAGAAGAGAUGGGUCGACACCACGUGCACCACUGGACCGCUCUGAGUGAUUUGAUUCGACGCCCACAGAGAAAAAGACAGGGGCAGCAUUCACUCACUUCCAGCCAUAUAUCCGUUUGUGUGCGUGUAUGUGUCUCACGGGCAUGAGUGAGAAGGAUGCGAUGACGGCCAUGUUGAGCUUCUCCUUCAGCUCACGCCACAGAGCCCACUGCACCUGGCAACACACAAUGGAGUCACAACCACAUGGAGGAAUUGAUGGAUGGAUGGAUGGAUGUGCUUGCCUUACAUCUGUGCCGGUCAUGUGCAUGUGUUGGCUGAACCACUUGUCCAGCAGCGAAUUGAACCGAAACGUCUGUGUCGACAACAGCCGGAAUACCUCGGGCCUGCACAACCGCCCCAACACACACACACACACACACACGCACACACACACACGCACACACACACACACACACAUGAUGACACCGACGGACACACACAGAAAGAAGGAACGUACCUGUAGAAGAUUGCGCACCCGUCCCCGCUCGGCAGCGUCGAGUUGAACAUGUGCACCGCCUUACGGUAUCCCCCCGCACCCAGAGAGGUCGACAGCUGGUCCAGUGACACCUGCUCAGCCUUCCAGACAGCCGACACACACAUCACACACGCGCACACCUCUGCGUGUCUGUCUGCCUGUGUGUGACGGACCUCCUGCAGGCAGAGUAUGUCGGGGUCAUGGUGCAGCAGCUCCUUCUCUAUCCUGGACAUCCGCACCGGAAACUUGAGGACACUCGGGGCGCAAUAAAAGUACUUGGACGACCGCAGAGCGUCCAGCUGCACCGACCGAUGAGAGAGUGAGAAAUGACAGGCACAUCACAUGCCGACCCUCGCUGCGCUGUGUGUGUGCCAUGUCAUUGCGGGUGGCUGACCCGCCUCACCCUGUGCAUGAUGUUGUAGGUGAGGACCCUGAACGUGCGGACCGUCCCAGCAGACAUCAGACAGACAAGCACAUCCUCACCGCCCUCCCUCGCCCCGCUCCAUCCGGUCGCUAUGCAGCGAUGAAUCAAUCAAUCGACUAGGCGCGCUGAAUGCAUUGCAGCCCUGUCACAAACACCCCCGAGGGUCAGGCGUAUCUGAGCGUUUCGUGUGACUGUCUUCUCUGCUCACUCACCUCGGCGUCGUUUUUGAUUGACUCGGAAGCCAAACCGACAGACAGACAGCUGACUGAUUCUUGCAAGAUCUACG